GCGGAUAGGGCGAGUUUCCUCUUUUUACACUCGCAGCGCGUUUGGCUCCGCGUCGUCGCCAUGAAAACGAAGCUGGAGGUAAGUGUGAAACGAGGACUGCUCUUUGCUGGUACUGUAGUCGCUCUGGUCUAUAUCUUCUUCGUCUUCGUUUUCGUCUUCGUCUUCGUCUUUCUAUCUCCCGCCUCUGCUUCUUUGAGUUGGAUAUCGACUGUGUAGCGGCUUUAGCGCAGAGAUGCCGGAGGGAGUGUGGCGUCGAAGGAGUUGGAAGAGUCUGGUAUUGGAACAGUUCCAUUUAUAAGGCUUGUUUUCUUGGGGCUAGUCGAUUGGAAAGUGUGGUGAAUAUGCUGGGAAGUUAUCAUGGCAUGAAAUAAUUGUGCAGCUUUUUGGAAAUUAGGACAAUCUUGCAUCCCUGGUAGGUUUUUCACAAUUGUUGGUCGAAGAUGGUGGAGGGUCCAAAGUUUUCUGGAAUUAUAGGAGGCCACAAUAACAACAAUGAUAACAACUUCUAUGAUUUAACUCAAGGGUUUUACCAAAAACUUGGCGAGGGUUCAAACAUGUCCAUAGAUAGUUUACGGACGAGCAAUGCUGGUGGAUCCAUCUCAAUGUCUCUGGACAAUAGUAGUGUUGGGUCAAACGAUUCUCUUACUCACAUCUUGAGCCAUCCAGGUUUACGACCCAUCGCCCAUGAGUAUUCCAUAGGACAUAGUGUCCUCCGCCCAGGAAAGGGCAAGGUUACCCAUGCUUUAAAUGAUGAUGCAUUGGCUCAAGCAUUGAUGGAUAGUAGGUACCCAACUGAGGGGCUUCAAAAUUAUGAUGAGUGGACGAUUGAUUUGAGGAAACUUAGCAUUGGGAUGGCAUUUGCACAGGGUUCUUUUGGGAAGUUGUACCGAGGAACAUAUAAUGGUGAAGAUGUGGCAAUUAAGUUAUUGGAGACCCCAGAGAAUAGUCUUGAGAAAGCACUUGUGAUGGAACAGCAGUUCCAGCAGGAGGUGAUGAUGUUGGCUACGCUUAAGCAUCCGAAUAUUGUUCGAUUUAUUGGUGCAUGCCGUAAACCAAUGGUUUGGUGCAUUGUUACUGAGUAUGCAAAGGGAGGUUCUGUUAGGCAGUUCCUAAUGAAGAGACAGAAUCGAUCAGUGCCAUUGAAACUGGCAGUGAAGCAGGCCUUGGAUGUUGCAAGGGGGAUGGCAUAUGUGCAUGGGCUGGGAUUCAUUCACAGGGAUUUGAAGUCAGAUAAUCUUUUGAUUUCAGCUGAUAAGUCAAUAAAGAUUGCUGAUUUUGGGGUUGCACGGAUUGAGGUACAAACUGAGGGAAUGACACCGGAGACAGGAACAUACCGUUGGAUGGCUCCUGAGAUGAUCCAGCAUAGGCCCUACACACAAAAGGUAGAUGUAUAUAGCUUUGGGAUUGUCCUGUGGGAGCUCAUGACAGGCCUGCUUCCCUUCCAAAACAUGACUGCUGUGCAGGCAGCAUUUGCUGUGGUGAACAAGGGGGUUAGGCCAAUUAUCCCAAAUGACUGUCUUCCUGUACUAACUGAAAUCAUGACUCGCUGCUGGGAUGCUAACCCUGAAGUCCGCCCACCCUUCACCGAGGUCGUUAGAAUGCUGGAGAAUGCAGAAACUGAGAUCAUGACCACCGUCCGCAAGGCCCGAUUCAGAUGUUGCAUCUCCCAACCAAUGACCACCGACUGAUACAGAAUAGAAGACAGAACACAUGUUAUAAUGUUUGAAAAAGAGCAAGUAUAUGGUUACUACAUGGAGUAUGUAAUUAUCAGUGUUUUAUUUUUUCGAGAUAGAGGAGGAAUAGGUGACAUAAUUGUUGGUUUCUGGUUUUUGUCAUAUAUUUGUACUAGACCAUUGGUGCUGAUGUUAGUAGUGAGACUUCUUAUAGAGCUUCUACAUGUAACUUUCUAUAUAGCUCUCAUGUCGUCAAGUGAACAAAAGGAGGUUCACCCUUGAUGUCGUCCAUCUCCCUACUUACUAGUUGUUUGAUGAGGUAUCCCAUGUCGUGUCCAAUUCCACUUGAAUAUGAAUGACAUUAUUUUUUCUUCC
Messenger RNA from Malania oleifera, 2048 nucleotides. Its product is annotated as serine/threonine-protein kinase STY13-like. Gene Ontology annotation, molecular function: ATP binding; protein kinase activity. Gene Ontology annotation, biological process: protein phosphorylation. Bases 441 to 1688 code for a protein of 415 amino acids. The record is from RefSeq and is a predicted model, not a curated record. The transcript has 4 exons. NCBI's taxonomy places the organism in Eukaryota, Viridiplantae, Streptophyta, Magnoliopsida, Santalales, Ximeniaceae.